AUGUUGAGUUAUCAAUGGAACAAAAGAACACAAUUACUGCGACUUCCAUUACGAAAUUUGUUUUAUAAUCAUGAAUCUCUUAUUAUCACCAAAUUGUUUUCAUCAAGCAAUCUGAAGACUUCAAUAGCAGACCAGGAAGAGAAGAAACUUCCAUUUACUGUGUCGUACCUCAUAAACUCAUGUGGGUUUUCCUUAGAAACUGCGAAAUCCUUGUCCAAGAAGGUCAAUUUUGAAAACCCUAAGAUACCAGAUUCUGUCCUUCAACUUCUCAGAGACCAUGGACUCACCAAUACCCAAAUCUCCAAACUCAUCAAGACAACACCGAAUCUUCUUUUGGCCGACAAGGAGAAGACCCUGUUACCCAAACUUGAGUUUCUUCAGUCUGUGGGGAUUUCAGGAGCUGCCCUCGCAGAUGUGGUCAGUUCAAGCCGGAUUAUGUUGCGCCAGAGCCUAAAGAAUCAAAUCAUCCCCACUUAUAAUUUCUUAAAGAACUUGCUCAAAGAUGAUGAGAAGGUUGCACAUGUGCUAAAGCGUGCAGGUUUCCUUAAUGAUUUGCAUAAUAUUGCUGCUCCCAAUAUCUCACUCUUACAACGUCUUGGAGUACCACAUUCAUCUUUGUUACUACUGAUCUGGCGUGAUGCUAGUGUGCUGUGCAAGAAGGCUGAGAAGUUUGAUGAAUUUGUCAAGAUGAUUAGUGAAAUGGGAUUUGACCCUUCGGAGAAGAAUUUUAUCAUUGCACUUAGGAUAGUUACUGGAUGGAGUCAUGAUUCAUGGCAACGCAAAUUGAAAGCCUUUAAUGAUUGGGGUUUGUCCAAAGAUGAGAUCUUGGUGGCUUUUAGACGGUAUCCCGCUUGCAUGACUUUGUCUGUGGAGAGUAUCUCAAGAAAAAUGGACUUUCCUGUGUCGAAAAUGGGUUGGGCUUCACCCGCUGUUCUUAAAACACCAUGUGUUCUAAGAUAUAGCAUGGAGAAAAGGUUAAUUCCCAGGUGUUCAGUAAUUCAAGCUUUGCUUCUCAAAGGGUUAAUAGAGAAAAAACCUGCCUUAUCUAGUUCUUUAAUUCCUGCUGAUGAUAUCUUUCUGAAAAGAUUUGUGAAUAGAUACCAAGAGCAAGAGCCUCAACUCUCUGAUAUCUUUGAAGGGAAAAUGAAACUCUCUGAUUUGGGAAUUGGAUUUGGAGUAUCUGAAUUGUAA
Tripterygium wilfordii is the source of this 1191-nucleotide messenger RNA. RefSeq lists its product as uncharacterized. Lineage: Eukaryota; Viridiplantae; Streptophyta; Magnoliopsida; Celastrales; Celastraceae. The record is from RefSeq and is a predicted model, not a curated record. Bases 1 to 1191 code for a protein of 396 amino acids. Gene Ontology annotation, biological process: chloroplast organization; regulation of DNA-templated transcription. Gene Ontology annotation, cellular component: chloroplast. Gene Ontology annotation, molecular function: double-stranded DNA binding. The transcript has a single exon.